AUGACCUCCCGACGGUCAGAAGAAUCCCUGCAGGGCGAAAAGGUCCCAGUCAGACAAGAGCUCAAGGAUGUUAACGCAGACAAUUACAAACCUGUAAAUCUUCAAUUCGAUACUGGCGAUGAGUAUACCAACUUUCGUCAAAAGUGGUGGCAGUUGUGGUUACCUGAGGACCCACCAAUUCCAGCUCCCCCGUCUCUGGAGGAUGCAGCGCUGACGCCCUUGGCCAAUGCUUCUAUUUUCUCUCAGCUCACUUACACCUGGAUAACCGGUAUAAUGGUUCUCGGAUAUCAGCGCACGCUGCAAGCGUCUGAUCUAUACAAAAUGGACGCACCUCGAGAGUCAGCCGUUCUUGCCGCCAAACUUGAAGCUGCAUGGCAGCGGCGUGUUAAGGCUGCGGCCGACUGGAAUGCACGUCUUGAGAGUGGAGAACUCAGGCCAUCCAUUGUCAAGCGUACCGGCUGGGCGUUACGCGCGAUUUCCAGGCAAGGACAGAAUCAAGGUGCGACUUGGUCUGAGCGGCGUGUUGCGUUCCAGAAACAUUGGCGAGAAUCCGAAGGACGGAAAGAGGCCAGCCUUACAUGGGCUUUGAAUGAUGUCUUUCGUAGUAUGUUCUGGAUUGGAGGUGUAUUCAAGGUCUUUGGUGAUACAGCACAACUCAUGGGCCCUAUUGUCCUUCGGCAAAUCAUCGUCUUUGCAGAGGAGCGUUCCGCCGCAGCUAUUACCGGAGAGCCUGUCCCCAAUGUCGGUCGCGGUAUCGCCAUGGCUCUUGGGCUCUUCGCGCUUACUGUGACAGCCAGUGUCUGCACUCACCAGUUCUUCUGGCGUUCCAUGGCAACAGGCGUACUGGCCAGAGCUGCACUGAUAACAUGUAUCUACGAGCGUGGAGUGAACCUCACAGGCAAAGCGCGUGUCAAACUCAACAACGCCGCACUUGUGAACCAUAUUUCCACGGACGUGAGCAGGAUCGAUGCGUGCGCUCAGUGGUUUAUGGCUUACUAUCUUCAAGCCUGGACUGCGCCUAUCCAGGUCACAGUUUGUCUAAUAAUUCUGCUGACCGAGCUUGGACCGUCUGCACUCGCCGGUUUUUCGCUAUUCGUCCUCAUCAUACCAAUUCAAGAGCGGCUAAUGACACUGCAGCACCGUGUUCGCUUGGAGUCAAUGAAGUGGACUGAUCAACGAGCCAAAGUCUUGCUAGAGGUAUUCGGAGCCAUGCGUGUGGUCAAGUACUUCUCGUAUGAGGUUCCCUUCCUUCAAAGGAUAUUCGAGCUUCGAAAAAAGGAACUGCGUGGUAUCCGAAGGAUUCUUCACUCAAGUUCGGCGAACAUGGCGCUCGCUAUUUCGCUCCCAGUUCUCGCUGCUACACUAGCUUUCGUCACGUACACCCUUACAACGCACAACUUCAAUGUUGCCGUCAUAUUCUCCUCGCUGAGUCUAUUUCAGCUUCUCCGGCAACCAAUGAUGUUCAUGCCCCGCGCUCUAUCGGCCAUCCCCGAUGCAUCCAGCGCGAUCCAGCGGCUCACGCACGUAUUCCGCGCAGAGCUUAUUUCCGGAGAUGCACUCGUGAUCGACAAGGAUCAAGAACCCGCGCUUCUAGUGAAAGACGCAACGUUCGAGUGGGAGUCCGUUGAGAAAGAAUCCGGUGAAGCUUUCAGCUCGAAGAAGGGCACACACGGCAGUGGCGGCCCACCGAGGGGCAAGGACAAGAGUGCGAAGGAGGACAAGGCAACAGAGAAAUCCGCUCCUGGAAGAGAUGUACCGCUCUUUAGGGUCAAGAAUGUGACAAUGACCAUUCCACGAGGUCAGCUGGUCGCCGUAGUCGGGCGUGUCGGAAGUGGCAAGUCCAGUUUGUUACAAGGAUUGAUAGGGGAGAUGAGGAAAGUCUCCGGGAAAGUCUCGUUUGGCGGUCGCGUUGGUUAUUGCCCGCAGACUGCGUGGAUCCAGAAUGCAACUUUGCGUGAUAACAUCAUUUUUGGCCAGUCAUUCGAGGAAGAUAAAUAUUGGCGCGUUCUUGAGACCGCUUGUCUACUUCCGGAUCUUCAACUACUCCCUGAUGGGGAUUUGACCGAGAUCGGAGAAAAGGGUAUCAAUCUCAGCGGCGGUCAAAAGCAAAGAGUUAACAUUGCUCGUGCUCUGUAUUUUGAUCCCGACAUUGUCAUAUUUGAUGACCCGCUCUCGGCAGUGGAUGCUCACGUCGGAAAGUCCUUAUUCCAAGAUGCGAUUGUGGGAGCCCUGCGCAAUCGUGGUGUCACCGUCAUUCUGGUCACGCAUGCGAUCCACUUCCUGUCUCAAGUAGAUCACAUCUAUACCCUGAACAACGGCGUCAUCACAGAGAGCGGGUCCUACGAUGAAUUGAUCUCCUGCGGUGGGGACUUUGCGCGUUUGGACCUGGAGUUCGGCGGUCACGCGUCUGAGGGGAAAGAUGAGGACCAGGCGGAGGAAGUCACGCCGCAGAUAGGCGUUACCAUCGAGGACGUCAAGUUGAAGCCAAAAAAAGCCAGAGCAAACGCCACUGGAAGUGGUAAACUUGAAGGUCGCUUGAUCGUCAAAGAGAAGCGAUCGACGGGCUCUGUGUCCUGGAGAGUGUACUGGGCCUACUUGGUUGCGGCCCGCGGCUCGAUAACAGGACCUCUAGUUGUUUUCUUCAUGCUCGCGAUGCAGGGAAGCCAGAUCUUGAACUCGUACACGCUGGUUUGGUGGGAGGGCAACAAAUUCGACCGACCAAUUUCGUUCUAUCAGACGCUAUAUGGUUGUCUUGGGGUCGGUCAAGCGAUCUUCACAUUCUUGCUUAGCGCCGGAAUGGACUUCAUGGCCUUUUACGUAUCCCGAAACCUGCACCACAAGUCUGUGCGCAACGUCUUUUACGCACGCAUGUCCUUUUUUGACACUACACCAAUGGGCCGAGUCCUGAGCAUUUUUGGCAAAGAUAUCGACAGUGUUGACAAUCAAUUAGCAUUGUCCAUGAGAUUGCUUGUCCUUACGCUGACCAGCGUUGUGGGCUCUAUCAUCAUCGUUGCUUUCCUUGAACCAUACUUUAUUAUUGCCGUUUUCUUCAUCUUGAUGGGCUACAGCUACUUCGCUGCCUUCUAUCGAGCUAGUGCCCGUGAGAUCAAGCGCCUGGACUCUAUGCUUCGCUCUCUUUUGUAUGCACACUUUUCCGAGACCUUGACAGGACUUCCUACCAUCCGAAGCUAUGGAGAAAUGAAGCGGUUCAUUGCCGCCAAUAGAUACUACGUCGAUCUGGAGAAUAGAGCUCUAUACCUCGUUGUCACCAACCAGAGAUGGCUUGCGAUAAGGUUGGACUUCAUGGGAGGCAUAUUAGUCUUCGUUGUUGCUCUUCUGGCAGUUAUCGACGUUUCCGGGAUUAACGCCGCCCAGAUAGGGUUGGUACUUACGUAUACCACCAUGCUGUCACAAAUGUUGGUACAAUACGUCGAAGGGGACACAAUCCCUGAAGAGGCGCCGCAUGAAAUUGAAGAACGCAAGCCCCCGGCGCGAUGGCCUGAAUAUGGCGUUGUCGAAUUUAAUGACGUUAAGUUGGCAUAUAGACCGGGUCUUCCUAACGUAUUGAGGGGUAUCUCGGUCAAAGUCAAGGGAGGCGAAAAGAUAGGUGUGGUUGGAAGGACUGGUGCCGGGAAAUCUUCGUUGAUGCUUGCGCUGUUCCGAAUUGUCGAAUUGUCUGGUGGUUCAAUCACUAUUGAUGGUGUCGAUAUAUCUACAAUCGGUCUUAAAGAUCUCCGCUCCAAGAUAUCUAUCAUCCCGCAAGAUCCUCUUCUUUUUAGCGGGACCAUGCGGUCUAACCUGGAUCCAUUCUCCCAACACGAUGACGCGGAGCUAUGGGAUGCGCUGCAUCGAUCUUGUCUUGUUGAUUCUAGUACCACCUCGAAACACUCAUCCUCUAGCGACGGCAUCAGAAGCAAGGGAAUUCCCACCAGCCGCCACAACCUUGACGACACCAUCGAGAGCGAGGGAGCGAACCUUAGUGUUGGGGAGAGAUCUCUGCUCAGUCUAGCUCGCGCGCUGGUAAAAGACUGCAAAGUCGUUGUGCUUGACGAGGCCACAGCCUCUGUCGAUCUCGAGACUGAUAACAAGAUCCAGCAGACGAUUCAGACGGAAUUCAAGGAUCGUACGCUACUUUGUAUCGCUCACCGACUUCGAACUAUCAUUUCAUACGACCGAAUUUUGGUCCUCGACGCUGGCCUCGUUGCAGAAUUCGACACUCCAUCUAAUCUUUUCAAAGUGGAGGGCGGACUUUUCCGUGGAAUGUGCGAGAGGAGUAAUAUUUCCUUGAAAGAUAUAGAGAGGAGUAGCCAGGUGUAAAUGGUGGAUUUUGAGGUUGAUUAGUUUCUUUUUUAUGUUGUUCGUAUAGCUUGUCGUGUGUUUCCAUAGAUGAGACCAUAGAAUAGACCCUCUAGACCCC
Suillus paluster is the source of this 4417-nucleotide messenger RNA. RefSeq names its product ABC protein. Gene Ontology annotation, biological process: transmembrane transport. The record is from RefSeq and is a predicted model, not a curated record. Gene Ontology annotation, cellular component: membrane. Bases 1 to 4317 code for a protein of 1438 amino acids. Lineage: Eukaryota; Fungi; Basidiomycota; Agaricomycetes; Boletales; Suillaceae. Gene Ontology annotation, molecular function: ABC-type transporter activity; ATP hydrolysis activity; ATP binding. The transcript is spliced from 38 exons.